Aspergillus pseudoviridinutans is the source of this 846-nucleotide messenger RNA. RefSeq lists its product as uncharacterized. The record is from RefSeq and is a predicted model, not a curated record. The transcript is spliced from 2 exons. NCBI's taxonomy places the organism in Eukaryota, Fungi, Ascomycota, Eurotiomycetes, Eurotiales, Aspergillaceae. Bases 1 to 846 code for a protein of 281 amino acids.
AUGGAGUCUCUCUCCUCGGCGCAGCUUGCACUCACCGAUAUCUACCCUCCUGCCCCAAUAGGGAAACCACGAGACUUCAAGUCAGCGAUAGAGAACAGGGUUAAGGCGCUCAGGGACGGAAGCACCGAAGACUCAUACCUAUCAUUCAAUGGCGUUACACCACAACUUUUCGAAUACAUCGAGAGCCGCCGGCACACCCUUGGAGCCAAACGUGCACGCUUCACCUAUUUCGCUGAUAUCGAGACUCUCAUAGUGAAGGUACCCUCCGAAGCCCACGAGAAGGCCCACGCAAUAAUAGGCCAUGAAAUCUUUUUCCGUCUGAGAAGGAUGGGGAUUGCCCCUGCGGAAGUUAUCCUCGGGGGCUCAUCUAAGGAGGUCGACUCGGCGUACAAGAACUUGAAUGUUAGAUCUCAGGUUGCAUCUUGGCCCAUCUGGGUGGUCGAGGGGGGAAUGUCAAAGUCCUUAGAACGUCUCCGUGGGGACGCGAGCUGGUGGAUCAACCACUCCAAAGGCGAAGUUCAACUCGUCAUUCUUGUCUGGAUCUGUCCCAGUCGAAGGACCGUCAAGGUCGAGACUUGGGUUCCUGAGCGAAGGCCUCCUUCCCCCGCCCCCGGGCCAUGUACCCGCGCGCGUGGCGCUAUCCCGACACUUGGGGCCAGGAAAGAGGACGACGAGGUCGAGAUGAAUUUCUCAGCCAAUACACCAACUUAUCAAGGGCCCCCUGCCCUUGUUUUCCAAUUCAGUCGACUUGUUGGCCGUACUAACCCGCCCGGCGAACAUGAUGUGGUGUUCACCCGGCAAGAACUGUUGCGGUUUGCCAGGGCCAUAUGGUGCGGAAUUAUUUAG